Messenger RNA from Arachis duranensis, 711 nucleotides. RefSeq lists its product as uncharacterized. The record is from RefSeq and is a predicted model, not a curated record. The transcript has a single exon. The coding region runs from base 1 to 711 and encodes 236 amino acids. Lineage: Eukaryota; Viridiplantae; Streptophyta; Magnoliopsida; Fabales; Fabaceae.
AUGUUGCUCGUUAUUUUGGUCGAGAUUGGGAACCUAGCUAAUGAUGAAAAUUUGAAGAUAAAAUUUUUUCCUUCGUCAUUGACGAAAAAUGCAUUUACAUGGUUCUCGAAUCUUAGACCGAAUUCGAUCACAACAUGGAAUCAGUUAGAAACUGUUUUUCACGUUCAGUUUUAUCAAGGAGAAAUGAAUGUAGCAGUUACUAAUUUAGUAGCUUUGAAACAUGAAGAUGGUGAAACCAUCGAUGACUAUUUAAUACGUUUCAAAAAUGCUAGAAGUAGGUGCUAUGUGACAUUACCUGAAAAUGAGUUAGUGAAAAUAGCAACUAUGGGGUUAGGAUUUUAUAUGCGCAGGAAAUUGCUUAAUGUGCAUAUUCCUGACUUGGCUCACUUGGCUGAAAAAGUUCGACAGGCUGAGCUUAUGAAAAAGGAGAAAGAAAAACAUAGAACUGAACAGAGGUCGCAGAGUAAACCGUUUACUCGAAAAGAGAAGGUUACUUAUGUAACUGUGGAAUCCUCAGAAAAAGAAAUUGAUUUUGAAACAGAAGUCGAUUUGGCUGAGCUUAAAAAAGGACCUCCAUAUGUUUGUUCUUUAUUGAAAAAACUACCUGGUAGUGAAAAGUCGAAUGAUUCAAAACUUAAAAGUGGAAAGAAAUAUAGUUUUGAUAUAUCAAAAUCUUAUCAGAUUUUCGAUGUGUUGCUCAAAGAUAGAUAA